Mycena citricolor is the source of this 328-nucleotide messenger RNA. The record is from the annotation of a GenBank genome assembly. Lineage: Eukaryota; Fungi; Basidiomycota; Agaricomycetes; Agaricales; Mycenaceae.
CAUCCGGCUCGGCAGGGGCCCUUGUCCCAUCUCAAGCUGCUCUUCCCCCCGUUCAAGCCUGGUGUCCUUCAGAGAUCUUCUGCGCAGGCUCGGUUCGCACCUAAAACACGCUCGUGGCUUCCCUUCCUGAUGGGUAUGGUGCAGGUUCUCCAGACGCUCAACCUGGCGGGUAUCUUCACGGACCCCAAAACCAUCGUCGACAAAGUACGUCGCCCAUGUGACCGCGUGAAAAUGAUCCAAACUUUCCGCAGCCGACUUCGAAAAACAGGAGCACUGUGCUUGCUGAUUUUGCGGCGUUGAACAGCAGCGGCACCGCUCUCACGGAGGG